AAAAAAAUCCAUCUUCAUCAUGUGCACAGGUCUGCUUCCAUUUCUAAUUUUUUAAACUGCAAGUCUCACUACAAAGACACAAGUCUAGUGGGCAAUAAAAAUUCUUCAACAACCCCAUUCAUUAUUGAAGUUUCGUCUCUGCAACUGUACGACUUUCAACGGCUUUUCGCUUGGGAACGAGCACUACUAUGGCAACUCCCCAAUCACCGGCUACAUAUGGGCCGACGCAAUACACUUAUGAAGAGCUAGCAGAGGCAGCUCAUCGUUUUUCCAACAAUUACCGAAUCGGCGGUGGUGGUUUUGGUGAAGUUUAUGAGGGAUUCUUGGAUGGUAAAAUCGCUGCUAUUAAGAAACUGAAGAUCCUUCCGGAUCAACCGUUGAAGAAAGGAUUGGAGCACGAGAUCAGGGUCGCUAGCUGUGUCAGCCACCGAAAUCUUGUUAAGCUGGUGGGUUACUGUGUCGAUGGAGCGAACGUAUUGCUUGUUCUAGAGUAUUUUCGCAAUAAAUCCUUGAAAUUUAAUUUACAUGAAAAGAAGAAUUUAGAUUGGCCGAAAAGAAUGAAAAUCGCUAUUGGUUGUGCUAGAGGAUUGGAAUAUCUGCAUCUAUACUGUACUCCCAGAAUUAUACAUCAAGAUAUUAAACCGGAUAAUAUUCUUCUUGAUGAUAAUUUUGAACCAAAGGUGGCAGAUUUUGGACUUGCAUUGUUCUUUCCUGAUAAUGUUUCUCACAUCUCCACAUCCAAUAUUGGUGGAACUGUGGAUUAUAUAGAUCCUAAGCAUUCUGGACAGGCAACUGAUAAAUUAGAUGUCUAUUCCUUUGGUGUGGUACUUUUAGAAUUGAUUUCAGGAAGACCUCCUACACAAGAAGGCAGUCACAUUGUUUCUUGGGCGAAAAAUCAAAUCAUACCAGUUCUGAAGGGAAAACGUACGGAUUUAAUUGAUUCUAAAUUACAAAAUUUUAAUGGAAAGGAAAAAAAGGAAAUGAUCAGAAUGGUUAAGUGUGCUGCAUGUUGUGUAUAUAAACUUUCGGAGAUUCGCCCAACGAUCAAAGAGAUAGCUCAGGCUCUUGAAGAUGAACUUCAUCUUAAUGGUGUUUGGGAUGACAAUGACUACAAUUUCCUUCAGGAUAAUCCUAAGGCCGAGCUCUCUCAAACGACAAUGAUGAAGCUUCCUAAUAAUAAUAAUAAAACUACAACUACGAGAAAUCCAACAAUAGAAACCACUCGUUUCUCUAACCCUGUUGGAAAAACUUCAUUUAGUGGGAGUUUUCAAGCUUAUAAGCCAAAGAUUUUUACUCAUCGAGAAUUAAGAAAGGCAACUGAAGAUUUCUCCAAUGUCAAAUUAGUCGGUGAAGGUGAAUAUGGUGCGGUUUAUGUUGGACAGCUAGAAAACAAAACCAUUGUUGCCAUUAAAAAACUUAAAGAUCUUCCAAAUAAACAACAGAAAGAAGAAUUCGAAAAGAAGAUCAAGGAUAUUAGUAGCCUGAAGCACUCAAAUCUUGUUAAUCCAGUUGGAUACUGCAUUGAAAAUCUCAAUAGAUUUCUUGUUUCAGAGUUUGUUUCGCCUAGUAACUCCUUGAAAUAUUAUUUACAUGGAUCGGAGACUUUGGAUUGGCCUAAAAGAAUGAAUAUCGCAUUAGGUUCUGCAAAUGGAUUAAAAUAUCUGCAUAAAGGUAAAAUUAUACAUGGAGAUAUCAAAUCAAAUAAUAUUAUUCUCGAUAAUAAUUUUGAGCCAAAGGUUACAAAUUUUGGACUAAUCAUGCAUUUUCCGCCAGGGAGAACUAAUGAUAUUUAUUCAUAUUCAAAAGAUUAUAAAAAUCUCUCUGAAAAAUCAGAUGUUUAUACAUUUGGAGUUCUGCUUCUAGAGCUUGUUACUGGUAGAAAUGUUCAUGAGAAAGGCGGUAAUAUUAUUAAUUGGGUGAGGAUUCGAAUUGAAAAAGCUAUGAAUGGGCAAGUAAGGGAUCUCGUCGACAGUAAAUUACAAAUUUAUGAUGCAUUACAAGUACAGCGAAUGAUUUAUUGUGCUGCAGCUUGUAUAUAUAAAUCUACAAAAUUUCAUUUUGUAAUGAUAGUUAAAGCUCUUGAAGGAGACAUUCCCCUAAAGGAUAUAUGGAAUGAGAAUGACAAAAAAUCCUUAUAUAGUUAGAGUAGAAUUUCAAUUUUUCAAUGUAUUGAUUUCUAGAAGAUGUUUUUAAUUGGACACUUGAAUAUGCGGAUGUAUUUAUAUGAUUUGCUUUAUUAGAAGAAAAUUAUUUAUGUGAAA
This is a messenger RNA of Manihot esculenta (cassava), 2261 nucleotides long. Its product is annotated as proline-rich receptor-like protein kinase PERK10. NCBI's taxonomy places the organism in Eukaryota, Viridiplantae, Streptophyta, Magnoliopsida, Malpighiales, Euphorbiaceae. Gene Ontology annotation, molecular function: protein kinase activity; ATP binding. The transcript is spliced from 14 exons. Gene Ontology annotation, biological process: protein phosphorylation. The record is from RefSeq and is a predicted model, not a curated record. Bases 189 to 2144 code for a protein of 651 amino acids.